Messenger RNA from Arabidopsis lyrata subsp. lyrata, 1723 nucleotides. Its product is annotated as polyadenylate-binding protein-interacting protein 12. The record is from RefSeq and is a predicted model, not a curated record. Lineage: Eukaryota; Viridiplantae; Streptophyta; Magnoliopsida; Brassicales; Brassicaceae. The transcript has 9 exons. The coding region runs from base 365 to 1375 and encodes 336 amino acids. Gene Ontology annotation, molecular function: RNA binding.
UGUCCGAAAACUGCAGAGCGUGAUCUUCUCUCUGUAGUACGACCGAUUUUUCUACUUUACCCGAUCGUUUUAACUUUUUCACCACGGUAAAAAAAUUAAACUCAGAUUUGGGCUUUUUAAUCUGUGCCAUUUCUCAACGAACCUCGCUAAUCUUUCUCAUCUAAUCAAAAAUUUAAUUACCAUUAAUCCUUUGGCUAAUUACUCUUUUGUCCUCUUCUUCUUCUUCUCUCUUCUCUUUCUUGGUGGCUCUCUUCUUAUAGCCACUGUUCCCUAUUCAUUGUAUUCCUCAAAUCUCUUUACUUGAUCGUUGGUUCUCUCAAAAAUCAGAUUUUUAUUUCUGGGUUUUGUUCGAAAUUUUCUGAUCAUGGCGGUCAUUGAGAGCGUCGGAGCUAAUACUACGGUGGAAGCUGGUGGUUUGAUCUCGCCGUCGCCGCCGUCUUCCGUCACCAGUCAAGAAUCAGGAGUCUCUUCUAACAACGAUCACGGUGGAAAUGAAAUCCACGGUGAGAUCGGAGUCCACGUGGCGAGAUCCGACGGUGAUGAGAGUUUUAAGCGUGAUAUGAGAGAGCUUCAUGAGCUCUUGUCUAAGCUUAAUCCCAUGGCUAAAGAGUUUGUUCCUCCUUCACUCACUAAGCCAGUUGUUAAUGGUUUUAACGGUGGUUUCUUCGCCGUUAAUAAUGGCUUUGGUGCUGCCGGGAAUUUCCCCGUUAACGAAGACGGUGGUUUUCGCCGUAAGAAGUCGUUUGGACAACAAGGGAAAAGGAGAAUGAAUCCUAGGACAAGUUUGGCUCAGCGUGAAGAGAUCAUUCGAAGAACUGUCUAUGUGUCUGAUAUUGACCAACAGGUCACUGAGGAGCAGCUUGCUGGUUUGUUUAUCGGCUUUGGACAGGUUGUUGACUGUCGUAUAUGUGGUGAUCCCAACUCAGUACUUAGGUUUGCUUUCAUUGAGUUCACUGAUGAAGUGGGUGCAAGGGCUGCGCUGAGUUUGUCUGGGACGAUGCUGGGAUUCUAUCCUGUGAAGGUUAUGCCGUCUAAGACAGCUAUUGCACCGGUUAACCCGACAUUCUUGCCAAGGACUGAAGAUGAGCGUGAGAUGUGUGCGAGAACUAUCUACUGCACUAACAUCGACAAGAAGCUCACUCAAGCAGACAUAAAACUCUUUUUUGAGUCUGUGUGUGGAGAGGUGUACCGUCUGAGGCUGCUGGGCGAUUAUCAUCAUCCAACUCGCAUCGGUUUCGUGGAGUUUGUCAUGGCUGAAAGCGCGAUAGCUGCUCUCAACUGCAGUGGCGUCCUUCUUGGCUCUUUACCGAUAAGGGUGAGUCCGUCAAAGACACCUGUUCGUUCCCGUGCUGUCCCGCGACAUCAAAUGCAUUAACCGUAGUAGCUACAAGUUUUAUAAAUAUUUCUGCUCCUCACAGACAUGUAAAGAAUGUUUGUCUGAAACUUCUGGUUCUUUUGUUUUCCCUUAUGUAAUGCUAGAAGCUUGAUGAUGCUUCUGUUGCCUUUUGCUUUUGGGUAAAUCUCUUAGGGAGAGGUUUUUUCUAUUUGGGUUCUUACGUUUAGAAGUUACACAGAGCAGAAGAGUAUAAAAGACUGAGAGAGGCUUUUGAAGAUUGUCUCUGUUUUUAGUUAUUUAUACUCUCUUACCCCUGAAGUUAUUAGAAACUUGCUUUUGUGCUUAAAUGUUUCGACUCUUUAGAGUUAAAAACAUUUACUUAUCGUC